AUGUCGUCACCUAAAAAUGCGCACCUGGAUAUGCCGGGUUUCAAUUUGCCUUUGAAUACGCCUGCUGAAAGUAAGUUCAAGGAAGAUGAGCAGGCAUCAAGCUAUUGGCUGACCAUUUUCCUGUUCAGUUUCCUGGUCACGCGGCGUGAGAUUCUCAUGAUGCGGGUGAUGAAUUCCAUUACGGACAAGCCCGAAUGGGAACGAAAGGUCUUUGACAAGGAAAUUACGUCCAAGUGGCGUGAGGAGGUUGUCCAGAGUGAGCAGGAUAUUACGCCAAAGAUGAUGGAUUUUAUCAUCAAGGAACUUCAGUGGAAAUCCACUGUCAUGAAAGAGACAGGAUUCGUACGUGUCUUUGAUGCUGGUGUUGUCAAAUCCGAUACAGCCAUCUCCAAAGACCUGCAGAAUGAAUUAAAGCAGGCCGUCAUUCCUCUGGAAGACAUUCCAGAAGCUAAAAAGGAUUACCACCCUGGUUCCGAUGAGAAGGUUGUUAAUCUGGUGCAUCCUUCAUUGUUCCCGGUUAUCUAUGGUAUAUCCCGUGUUCUUCCGAACCGAAUCAUUGGCCUCGAAGACUCUCUAUCCAGCAUUGGACAAGGGGAAUUGCUACCAGUACCUUCUAAAAAAGAAGUGAGCUCAGGUGACACCACAAUACGCCGCUACUACUACCAGAAAGUAAUCCCACAUUAUAGUCCAAAGUUUCAAUGGCUUCCGUGUGACGUGGAACUUACCGAGGGCGGGGGAACUCAAAUCGUCUCUUAUAUCAACAAUGUCCAUCCGUUCAAAAAUCGUGCGCUAUAUAAAGCGAUCGAGGGAAUUAUCGCACAAACAAUCCCGCUGUGGAACCAAAGCUUGGCCGAAAACACCUUUAGCGGAGAGCGGAUCCAAUAUACCGAGGUUGAGUAUGGAGAACAUCCAGAGCCAGAGCCAGUCCACCCUAAAAAGAAGAGCAAGCAGGGCGAAAAAGAACAGCAUGAUGGUGAAGAGGAGGAGUUUGACGAAGCAGCAUUUCGGGAGCGCUGUGAAGCUUGGAGAGCUUCUCAUCCCAUCAUUCUCCCAGAGCCGGAGGAUUUUGAAGGUUAUAAAAAACGGCAAGGAGAAAAGGCCGACCUGCUGGGCCAAUUCCCUCGUAAAAGACUACAGAUCAUUGUCAAGCUCGCCAACAUUGAACUGACACCCGAACACCCGGAAUAUGAAGGAGGCAGCUGGCGUAUUGAGGGGCAGCUAAAUGAGCGCAUUGCCGCGUCAGCGAUAUACUACUACGACAGUGAGAACAUCACGCCCAGCAGUCUUGCUUUCCGUCAGCAUGGAACAUACGAUUUUACGGACUUCGACUACCCACAAGGCCGCUACGAAUUUUUUCAAGCGGUCUAUGGCUUUGAUGAUCCCGUCACCAGGUACUCGAACGUCAAUGUGACUCAGGAACUUGGCAGUGUGACAUGUAAAGAAGGCCGUCUACUCACGUUUCCCAACUCACUUCAGCAUCGGGUCACCUCUUUUUCGCUUUCCGAUCGAACCAAGCCAGGUCAUCGCAAGAUGCUUGCACUUUUUCUCAUUGACCCGCAUCGACGAGUCAUCUCGUCCGCAAACGUGCCACCGCAGAGGGAGGAUUGGGGCCGAGAGAUGCAGGAAGUCUUGCACAGAGAGCUUUCAGAACGACUUCCGCCAGAGCUAGAAUAUACGGUUACCGGAGACAUUACUCAGUAUCUAAUGACAAUGGACGAGGCGAAAAAUUACCGGUUGGAGCUGAUGGCUGAACGGAGUCUCCUGUCUGAGGCACACAAUGAGAAGUUUGAAAUUGGGGAGUUCAACCUCAUCUAG
Messenger RNA from Penicillium macrosclerotiorum, 1815 nucleotides. Its product is annotated as DUF4246 domain-containing protein. The record is from RefSeq and is a predicted model, not a curated record. The coding region runs from base 1 to 1815 and encodes 604 amino acids. Lineage: Eukaryota; Fungi; Ascomycota; Eurotiomycetes; Eurotiales; Aspergillaceae. The transcript is spliced from 4 exons.